GGACUGUGACAGUCUCGCAAAAGUAGUAACUUAAUGGAUAAGAUGACGAUGAUCAUCGGUUGGGCUUGAAAACCAAUUCCAUUCUUCUCCCUCCCUCCGCCUCCUACCGCCAUGGCUGCCCUCACCGGCACCGCCACCGCCACCGCCACCGCCACCCUCCAUCUCCCCUGCACAACCCAUUACAAGCCCCGCAGGCCAUUUACCGUCACACUCCGCACCUUCUCUUUGCGCUUCCGCGCUCCCUCCGCCGCCAAUCGCUUCUCUGUUUCGAGCGCGGUAACUGCAAGGUACGGCGGCGGUGGGCCGCCGGGGAGGUCCAAGUCCGGCGACGAUGAAGCGCUUGAUAUGUCUUUGAUUCGGUCAGAUACUGUGAGGCUGAUUGAUGAACAACAGAAGAUGGUUGGAGUUGUAUCGAAAAAUCAGGCGCUUCGAAUGGCUGAGGAUGCUGAGCUUGAUUUGGUGAUAUUAUCUCCGGACGCGGAUCCCCCAGUUGUUAGAAUUAUGGAUUACAGCAAAUAUAGAUAUGAGCAGCAGAAGAAGAAAAGAGAGCAGCAGAAAAAAAGCGCCGCUAGCCGUAUGGAUUUGAAGGAACUGAAAAUGGGUUACAAUAUCGAUGUCCAUGACUAUUCUGUGCGAUUGAAAGCAGCUCAGAAGUUUUUGAAAGAGGGUGAUAAGGUGAAAGUUAUUGUAAACCUCAAGGGGAGAGAAAAUGAGUUCAGAAGUAAUGCCAUUGAGCUUAUCAAAAGGUUCAAAAAUGAUCUCGGAGAGCUGGCAGUUGAGGAAGCUAAGAAUUUCAAGGACAGAAAUAUUUUCAUAGUAUUGAUACCAAACAAGACUGUUGCGCAGAAGUCUCAAGAACAACCCCCAAAGAAGAAGGAAAACUCGGAAGCUAAUGAAGUUUCAGCCGGAGUAUGAGUGUGUAAGUUAUCCUCACGAGCCGAGGAAAAAAAAAAAGAAUCAGGUGGCAUUUAUUUUUCCAUUUUAUCAUUGCGCUUCGGGAUCCUACAAGAUUGUUUGCUCUUGUGUAGAUAUUUUGCUUAAGAAGUGUACAAGAAUGUGUGCCUUAAAUGUCGAGUAGAUUAUAACAGAGGAUUCAAUUAAUAUUGAAGCUGAUUUUGUGCCUUAAAAUGAACAUUGUGAUCGAUCUGGAAAUGGAGCGAGAAGAGAAUUUUUUGAGUAGUCGUUGUAGGUUUUGGUAGCGAUCUUGAUCGGGGUUGUAACUUCUGAACAAGAAUGCUGAAGAUUUUCUUCGCCUUGCCUCAUUGUUAUAUGCUUAAUUUGUAUGUAUGUUCCCAUUUUGUCGAUGUAUUCGUUAGAUUGGUGUGAAAAGCCCGCCAUUUGUGGUGUUUUUA
Messenger RNA from Andrographis paniculata, 1352 nucleotides. RefSeq names its product translation initiation factor IF3-4, chloroplastic-like. The transcript has 9 exons. The coding region runs from base 112 to 915 and encodes 267 amino acids. Gene Ontology annotation, biological process: translational initiation; ribosome disassembly. Gene Ontology annotation, molecular function: ribosome binding; translation initiation factor activity. The record is from RefSeq and is a predicted model, not a curated record. Lineage: Eukaryota; Viridiplantae; Streptophyta; Magnoliopsida; Lamiales; Acanthaceae.